AGGAAGAGACGCUUGUGCGACACAGGCGGCUGGCGCGAGCCAGGACGCUGCCUACCAGUUAACCAGGAUGAAGCUGAGUCUCUCCAGAGUGGUCAGUGGUUGUCGUCUUGGGACACUGACAAACCUUGGCAAGAAUGGGGUUCAAACCAUGGAGCUUCCAGGCUGCCUACUGUAUACCAAAACAGGAUCCCCACCACACCUCGCCCAUGACACACUGCAGGCAGUUGAAGGGGUUCCCGCUGUUGUACAGCUCACACUUUCAACUCUGGUAGAACUUCACGAGGUCUUGGAGGAAUAUAAAGAAGGAAUUGGGAAAUUUAUAGGUCUGAGACUGUUUAUGUCACCCAGCCUAGAUGAUGUCAAGUGUCAGAUGUCCCCAGAGCAUUCAUUCAGUGGACAAGUAUGCCAGAGUCAGUGCUGUACUGCUCUCUCCAUGAUCCCGGUACCCCCUGCCCACCUGGCUACAACAACAACAAGAGGACGCCUGCGAACUGGGCUGAAUCCCACCCUACUCAUUUCACACAGGCUACAGUGCUGUCAAAUGGCAACAACUUUUUGUCGCUACUCACAUAAGACAGUGUCCAUAUGGGGCUACGGAGGGCGAAUGGAAAUGACAGCUUCCAAGUUCAUGAGCAUGCAGCGUGCUCUCCAACCAGAUUGGCUUCAGUGCCUCUCUGAUGGAGACACUAUUUCUGGUGAAACCUCCAGAAAGCGGGCCAAGAAGUCUGUGGACCGGUCGCUUUCCUUCCUUGACAAGUGCCUUCAGCUGCAGGAGAAAUCGCCGGAGCUGCAGGGCAGUGUGAUGGUUGGAGUGAUAGAAGGCGGGGACGUGUUGGAGGAGAGACUCAGAUCGGCUAGAGAGACUGCCAAGCGACCUGUGAGUGGUUUUCUGCUGGAUGGUUUUCAGGGACAAGCCAUGGCCAAGGAGACCAAGCUGAAACUGAUGGCCUCUGUCACAGCGGAGCUGCCGGAGGAUAAACCAAGACUCAUUCAUGGCAUUGGCAAGCCGGACGAGGUACUCGAAUGCAUUGAAAGAGGAGUGGACGUGUUUGAGAGCUUUUUUCCCUACCAGGUGACAGAGCGGGGCUGUGCCCUAUCCUUCCGCUACAAUUACAAUCCUGACCCUGAAGCUGCAGUCCUUGAACAAAAUGGGAUCCAGGAUGCAGGGAAAAAUGGCACUGAAAAAGACAUAAAUGAAACCUCAAAAGCUGACCCAGAAAUAACUUCGUUCGAGAUAUUUUUGAAAGAUAAAAGGUACCGGGAUGAUUUUGGUCCCUUGGUGCACGGAUGCACCUGUUACUGCUGUCAGAACCAUAGUCGAGCCUACGUCCAUCACCUCCUGGUGACCAAUGAGCUGUUGGCUGGUGUCCUGCUCAUGAUGCAUAACUUUCAGCACUACUUCAGCUUCUUCCAUUCCAUCCGAGAUGCACUGAGAGAUGACAGGCUGGAUCAGCUGAAGGAGCUCAUCUUCAGGCAGGCACUCUGAGACCCAGGAAAUGCAUAGCCAGGCCAGUGAGUGUGGGGGGAAGAGGUGAGAGAGAACUAGUGAAGGGGGGAAGGCUCCAGGUUUUGUCACUUCCCAAGGAGAUCAUAUUAUCUGGAGUGCCUGCAGUGUAUUCUGGAUUUGUGAGGCUAGACAACAGGAAAGGAAGAUUUUUCCCCUCACACCGGUUAAGUGGAGGAAUUGGAAGGGAGACUAGCUGGAAAAGACCUUCUAGAGGCUUGCAGGACCAGUGCAACUACCUUUGUAUUCAGUGAUCAAACAGCAUUUCUGGGGGUAACAGAACUCUCAGGCUUGGGGUGGGGAGAAAAGGAGACAGAUGCAUUAUGGGAGACUCCCAGCUGCCAUUUUGGGCUGUUGCUUCAACCUCAGUGAAUGAAGCAGAUGAAUGUCAGUCUAAUUAGGAUUUGUAUCUCUUUAAAGAAAUCCUUGUGGGGGACAAAGGAAGGGAUAGUCUUCACGUAUUUGCUUGGAAUGAGGUUCAGCCUCAUCCUAACAUCUCUCUUCUCAAGGCCACAGCCAACAUUCCUCCUACUGAUGUUGACUGCAUGGGAGGCUUUCAAAGCUGUUCAAUGCCAGCCCCUCUUCCUCCUCUCCUCCAUGAUGCCUUACAGUUCCAGUCCAGGGAGAGAAGGAUAGUGUAUAGCUUAUAGCUAUCUCCCAUGUCGCAAUUCAGAGCACUUGCCAAUAAGCCAACACACCAAUCCCCCUUGGUAGCUUGGGACCCUCCAAACUAGGUCUGGCCUUGCAUGGUACUGCAGAGCAUCAGCCACAGGGCUGGUCCCCAUCCAUGGCUCUUUGGGCAUUUGAUCUAUAGCCUUUCUGGCUAUAUAUUCUGCUACAGGGUCUUUUGAGUCUGCCA
Messenger RNA from Gopherus flavomarginatus (Mexican gopher tortoise), 2363 nucleotides. RefSeq names its product queuine tRNA-ribosyltransferase accessory subunit 2 (gene QTRT2). The transcript has 11 exons. Gene Ontology annotation, molecular function: tRNA-guanosine(34) queuine transglycosylase activity. The coding region runs from base 68 to 1486 and encodes 472 amino acids. The record is from RefSeq and is a predicted model, not a curated record. NCBI's taxonomy places the organism in Eukaryota, Metazoa, Chordata, Testudines, Testudinidae.